This is a messenger RNA of Rhinolophus ferrumequinum (greater horseshoe bat), 1109 nucleotides long. Its product is annotated as chromobox protein homolog 3. The coding region runs from base 104 to 655 and encodes 183 amino acids. NCBI's taxonomy places the organism in Eukaryota, Metazoa, Chordata, Mammalia, Chiroptera, Rhinolophidae. Gene Ontology annotation, cellular component: pericentric heterochromatin; nucleus. Gene Ontology annotation, biological process: negative regulation of transcription by RNA polymerase II; chromatin organization. The record is from RefSeq and is a predicted model, not a curated record. Gene Ontology annotation, molecular function: chromatin binding. The transcript has a single exon.
GGAUGUGGCUCGAGCUGAAGGCGCGCAGGGCCGGAGACGCUGCAGACGCGAGACCCGGAGCACCUCCGAGGCGGUGAAUAGCUCUUCAAGUCUGCAAUAAAAAAUGGCCUCCAAUAAAACUACAUUGCAAAAGAUGGGAAAGAAACAGAAUGGGAAAAGUAAAAAAGUUGAAGAGGCAGAGCCUGAAGAAUUUGUGGUGGAAAAAGUACUGGACCGACGUGUGGUGAAUGGGAAGGUGGAGUAUUUCCUGAAGUGGAAGGGAUUCACAGAUGCUGAUAAUACUUGGGAACCUGAAGAAAAUUUAGAUUGUCCAGAGUUAAUUGAAGCAUUUCUUAAUUCUCAAAAAGCUGGUAAAGAAAAAGAUGGUACAAAAAGAAAGUCUUUAUCUGACAGUGAGUCUGAAGACAGCAAAUCAAAGAAGAAAAGAGAUGCUGCUGAUAAACCAAGAGGCUUUGCCAGAGGUCUUGAUCCUGAACGAAUAAUUGGUGCCACAGAUAGCAGUGGAGAAUUAAUGUUUCUCAUGAAAUGGAAAGAUUCAGAUGAGGCAGAUUUGGUGCUGGCAAAAGAGGCAAAUAUGAAGUGUCCUCAAAUUGUAAUUGCUUUUUAUGAAGAGAGACUAACUUGGCAUUCUUGUCCAGAAGACGAAGCCCAAUAAUUAUUUGCAUUGCUUUUUAUAUAUAUUUAUAUAUAUAUAUAAAAUCUCAGUCUUGGUUUUUUUGAUUUAUUAGCGUGAAGAAAUAACAUUCUAAUGAAAAUCAAGUUUGAUAUGUUUGUUUUGAAGUAGUAUUGGGGGACUCGUUGGGGGGGUCGUUUUGCAUCUAUAGCACUGGUUACUUUGAACAGAAGCUUUCUGUAGUUGCUUCGUUUAUCAGAAAAGAACAUUUGAUGCCAUGGUAUAUUUUUUCCUCUGCGUUAAAUAACAGCUUUUCUAAAUGUUGGGGGAAAUCUCCACUGUCAUUACUCAGUCAGAAUUUGUGUUUAACUCAUACAUGCCUAAGGAUCAUUCUGGGGUUUUUUGUUUAUUUAGGGGGUUGGGGAUGUGUAUACAUAGAAAUGGUUUUCUUUCUUUUUUUAACAUUUACUACAAUAAAAAGCAUUUCACGACCAUG